Camelus dromedarius (Arabian camel) is the source of this 2227-nucleotide messenger RNA. It is a transcript of the gene LRRC57, whose product is annotated as leucine rich repeat containing 57. Bases 165 to 896 code for a protein of 243 amino acids. Lineage: Eukaryota; Metazoa; Chordata; Mammalia; Artiodactyla; Camelidae. The record is from RefSeq and is a predicted model, not a curated record. The transcript has 5 exons. Gene Ontology annotation, molecular function: protein binding.
UGUAAGCUGAAGGGUAGAAGGCGCGUUCGAGGAUCCCAGAUCCUCCCUAAGCAACUAGCGGCUUCUUGCCUGGGCCUGGUGUUCUUCCCUUUCUUUCUUGCCACCCUUGGGCUGUCCCGCAAGAUCCAGGCUUCGGCAGGAGGGACCUGAACCGCGGCGCUAGGAUGGGAAACAGUGCCCUCCGCGCUCAUGUGGAAACCGCGCAGAAAACUGGUGUUUUUCAGCUUAAGGACCGUGGGCUGACCGAGUUCCCCUCAGAGUUGCAGAAGCUGACAAGCAAUCUCAGGACCAUCGACUUGUCCAACAACAAGAUCGAGAGUCUCCCGCCUAUGAUUAUAGGGAAGUUCACUCUGCUGAAGAGCCUCUCCUUGAACAACAACAAACUGACUGUUCUUCCUGAUGAGUUAUGCAAUCUGAAAAAACUAGAGACACUAAGCCUAAACAACAAUCAUUUGAGAGAGCUGCCAUCUACCUUUGGGCAACUGUCCGCCCUUAAGACCCUGAGCCUCUCUGGGAACCAGCUUCGAGCACUACCACCACCACUUUGUAGUCUGCGGCACCUGGAUGUACUGGAUCUCUCCAAGAACCAGAUUCGGAGCAUCCCUGACGCAGUGGGGGGGCUUCAGGUCAUUGAACUCAACCUCAACCAGAACCAGAUAUCUCAGAUCUCAGUGAAGAUAUCUUGCUGUCCUCGCCUUAAAGUUCUUCGUCUGGAGGAGAACUGUCUUGAGCUUAGUAUGCUUCCACAGAGCAUCCUCAGUGACUCCCAGAUCUGUCUGCUUGCUGUGGAAGGCAACCUUUUUGAAAUAAAGAAACUUCGAGAACUGGAAGGCUAUGAUAAGGUUUGUAUUAGUAUACUUCUGCAUUUCCAAUCACUGCAAAGAAAAGAAAGGUGAAGUAACCCACGUGAAUGUUUAUAGCUACAGGAUAUAUGUAUAAUCCUGUUUAUAUCAGUAUUUUAUAUAUAGUUUAUAUCAGUAUUUGUUCCCCAUUUUGGAGGUGGGUUCUGAGAAUCAGCCAAAUGGUAUUAUGCCAAGAUGAUUUUUUCUCUAGACAGCUUAUUUGUAAAGCAUCUUUAUCUUUUGAAAGGGAAAAAAACCGACAAAACCAUGUGCUUUAAAUUUGAGUUUAGAAUAGGUGGAUUUUGUAGGAAAUGAAGGACCAUAUCCAAUAAAAACCUAAAGGAAAAAAAAUCAUAUAAGACCCUGAAUAACCAAUAGGUUUAUUAUUUACUCAUGACAAAGUAACACAUACAUUCUUUCAUGAUUUUUAGUACAUGGAGAGGUUCACAGCCACCAAGAAGAAGUUUGCAUGAUGCUCUCCAGGAGUGUGGGAACCUUAUAGGACCCUGACUUGGAACCUGUCACAAUCUGGCUGAAUCAAAGACUCCUGUUGUCAAGGAUAUCUGCAGUAAGGAGACGAUACUCCAGGAGAUUGUAUUUCACUCAGUGAUCUCUUUCCUUUCCAGGGCUCAUCUCAAAUAAGCUAAAAGGAAUCGAGAGACAGGAGGUCUUCCAUUUUGAGUCAUGGAUAGGGCAAAGGACAAUGCUGAUCUUCAAAACCAUCAUUAGUUUGGCUUUAAGGAACCCAGUAGCUAGCUGCUGUUUAUACAGGGAGGGGAUGCUGCCUGGUACCAGAAUAGCUCCACUACAGCCUGAAAUUUCGUGUUUCAAUGUAUAAGCUUUCAUAAAGUCAGUUGCCGUUCCACCUCUGUGUUAACAAACAUUUCAUAUUUUUAUGAAAUUCAAGAAAUUCAUGAGAGGCUUCUAUGGUUAAUCUAAAGGUUUAUGAUUUUAUUCCAGUCUGUCAGUUCAAUUGCAAUGUUUAUACUUGGAAUUUAGGAUGUACAUAAAUAUAUGACUGUCUUGAUUAAAAGUGUACUUUGUCAGAGAAGCAACAACACAAUACUAAGAUGUUCCCCCAAGGCUGCAGUAGCAAAUUUUUAUUUUUACUAUUGCAGGUGCCUUACUGAUAGAGGGCUCUGAAGAGCUAAAACUGUAUAUGCAAAACUUGUGAGAUACAAGGGUUUUAAUAAUCAAGAUUUUCCUGAAACUUUGUUAGAAACAAUGUCUUUAUUUCUGGUGAUCCAUUUCCCUUUUUGUAUUUAAAACUCUAAUAAUUAAGUUACCUAUAAAAAAACUACUGCUACAAUAUUUUAUAACUACCUAUGUUUAUCAAAUUUAUUCUCUGAACGAGAGGAUAUACUAAAUAAAGAUUUUUAAAUGAA